This is a messenger RNA of Kalmanozyma brasiliensis GHG001, 1617 nucleotides long. RefSeq names its product General substrate transporter. The coding region runs from base 1 to 1617 and encodes 538 amino acids. Gene Ontology annotation, cellular component: plasma membrane. The record is from RefSeq and is a predicted model, not a curated record. Gene Ontology annotation, biological process: carboxylic acid transport; transmembrane transport. Gene Ontology annotation, molecular function: carboxylic acid transmembrane transporter activity. NCBI's taxonomy places the organism in Eukaryota, Fungi, Basidiomycota, Ustilaginomycetes, Ustilaginales. The transcript has a single exon.
AUGGCCGACAUUCAACACUCUCAUCAAGAGAGCAUUUCGCCUGCGGGCGAGGAGAAGCGCGUCCAAGGUUCCUCCUCCUCCAUCAACGAUGCGCCCGCCGAACCUCUCGCCAAGAAGUCUCGUCUCGGAGCCGUAGGCCUCAUCUUCGCCUGCGGUGCCGCCCUUUUCUCUGAUGGCUAUGUCAACGCCUCCAGUGGUCCCGCCCUUACCGUCCUCUCCUACGCCUACCCCAACGCGCCCGGCUUCGCGGCGUUCAAAUCUCAAUUCUCUUCCCUCGUCUUUGCGGGUACCGUCUUUGGCAUGCUCCUCUUUGGCUUCUUGGUCGACCGCAUUGGCCGUCGACACGGUAUGUGGUUCGCCUCGCUCUGGCUGACCCUCUGGUCGAUCCUCAUCGCUGGCGCCUGGGGCGCAGGUGGCUCCAUCGGUGGCCUCUUCGCCGCCCUCUCCGCCUACCGCUUCAUCAUGGGUAUCGCCAUCGGCGCCGAGUACCCUGCGGGCUCCGUCGCCGCUUCCGAAAACACCGAGAGCGAGGGCGUCAACAAGGGCCGUCAGCAGAUGUACUUCAUCAUCGCCACCAACACCAUGAUCGACCUCGGUUUCGUCGUCGCCGUCCUCGUCGCCUACAUCCUGCUCCUCAUUUUCGGCAUGAACCACCUUCAAUGGGUCUGGCGCCUCACUCUCGGCCUCGGUGCGCUGCCGCCGUUGAUUGUCUUCUUCUUCCGCACGGGCAUGAAGGAGCCCGAGCACUACCAGAAAAACGCGAUCAGGAAGAACGUCCCCUACUGGCUCAUCUUCAAGCGCUACUGGGUGCGCCUCGUCGCUGUGUGCCUUGCAUGGUUCUGCUAUGAUUAUGUUUCCUAUCCUAGUGGCUCCUACUCGUCCCUGAUCUUCUCCCAGCUGAUCCCAUCCGAGGGGCUGUCCGACUACGAAGUUCUCAAGCGAUCCCUCGCCUACUCCACUGCGCUCAACUGCUUCUACCUGCCCGGCACCAUCAUCGGCGCCUUCGUAUCCGACCGCCUUGGGCCUCGCCACACCAUGAUCGUCGGUCUCCUCUGUCAAGCCGUGCUCGCUUUCGUUAUGGGCGGCGCCUUCGGUACCAUCCGCAACAACUUCGGUGGUCUCGUCACCGUCUACGGCCUCUUCCUCGCCUUUGGUGAGUUUGGCCCUGGUAACAACCUCGGUCUGCUCGCCAGCAAGGCUGUGGGACCAUCAGCCGUCCGCGGACUUAGUUAUGGUUUGUGUGCUGCGAUCGGAAAAGUAGGCGCGUUCAGCGGCAGUUAUGCGUUUCCCGUGAUCCAGGCCGAUCUAGGACCGGAGGACUCGAACAUUUACUACGCCGGAUCGUUCUACAUCGCUGGUGGAUUGGCCAUUUUUUCGGCAGCAAUCACGUUCCUGUUCAUCCCCAACAUCGGGCAGGAUGGCAUGAAGAAGGAGGACGAGGCGUUCCGCCAGUACCUCGCCGACAACGGCUACGACGUGAGCCAGAUGGGUCUGUUGGAGAAGGAUUCCCCGUCGAGCUUCGAACAGGGCGCCGCGAGGACCGAGUCCAACACCGGUUCGGUAGGCGAUAAGAAGGAUGGGAGUGAGACAGUCGUCUCGUCUACCGCUGUCAAUUGA